AGACGGCGCUGGCGAGGCGCCUUUCGGGCCCCGGCUCCGCCCCGCUCGUCCUGCGCUAGGUCCGCGGAGCUCUCCAGGCGCGUUCGGAAAUGAUCUAACCGGAGAGGCUGGGUCAAGCUGGAUGCUGGCAGCAGCCUCGGGUCGCCGAGGGAGCGCACCAUGUCCUUGCUGAUCCGGCGUCCGAGGGCGGCGGGAAGAUAGGGACGGCCUCGCCCCGGCAGGUAUUGCCAACCAACCCUGCCUCCCAGCAAGAGUUUGGGGUGGGCUGGGCAGUCAUGGGGGAGCCAGGUCGUGAAGAGUAUGAAAUCCAGUCCUUUGAUGCUGAGACCCAAAGGUUACUGAAGACUGCCCUUAAAGAACCUGGUGCUGUGGAUUUGGAGAAAGUGGCCAAUGUGAUUGUGGACCAAUCCCUGAAAGACUGUAUGUUCAGCAAGGAAGCCGGACGCAUUUGCUACACCAUCAUUCAGGCAGAGAGCAAGCAAGCCAGCCAGAGCGUCUUCCGUCGGGGUCUCCUCAAUCGGCUGCAGCAGGAGUACCAGGCCCGGGAACAGCUCCGAGCCCGAUCCCUGCAGGGCUGGGUCUGCUAUGUCACCUUCAUCUGCAACAUCUUUGACUACCUGAGGGUGAACAACAUGCCUAUGAUGGCAUUGGUCAACCCUGUCUACGACUGCCUUUUUCGACUGGCACAGCCUGACAGCCUGCACAAGGAGGAGGAGGUGGACUGCCUGGUGUUACAACUGCAUAGAAUUGGAGAGCAGCUGGAGAAAAUGAAUGGGCAGAGGAUGGACGAGCUGUUUGGUCUGCUGCGUGAUGGCUUCCUGCUCCAAGAUGGGCUCAGCUCCCUGUCCCAGCUCCUGCUGUUGGAGCUUAUUGAGUUCCGGGCUGCUGGCUGGAGGACCACACCUGCUGCUCAGAAAUAUUAUUACAGUGAGGUUUCUGACUAGGCUGGCCCAGCCUCAGGGCCCACUCACCAGCACCUUCCAGAAGGCUUGUAUACACACACACACACACACACACACACACACACACACACACACACGCACACGCACACGCACACGCACACACGCGUCACUCUCACCAAGACAGCACCCCAGGCACAGGCUCACACAUCUGAACUCAAGUCCUCAGGGCUUUCUCUCUUCUGACUUGUUUACUACUGGGGGUCUCCCCACCUCCAAGCUCUGGGCUUACAGCAGUCCUGCCCUCAGCAACUUUCUGCCUGUCAAGCACUUCUAACUCAUGCAGAGGGGUAAGGGCAAGGCAGCACACCAGCCUACUGUACUUCAAAUGCAGAGAAACAUACACGGAAGAGUGAGAAGGAACCUCAGAACACAAUGAGCUCACCCCCCUCAUUUUACAGAUGAGGAAACUGAGGCCCAGAGAAG
This is a messenger RNA of Phascolarctos cinereus (koala), 1385 nucleotides long. RefSeq names its product MIF4G domain containing (gene MIF4GD). Gene Ontology annotation, biological process: regulation of translational initiation. Lineage: Eukaryota; Metazoa; Chordata; Mammalia; Diprotodontia; Phascolarctidae. The record is from RefSeq and is a predicted model, not a curated record. Gene Ontology annotation, molecular function: protein binding; RNA binding; translation activator activity. Gene Ontology annotation, cellular component: cytosol.